AUGAGCGACGACGUUGACAAUGAGCCCACGCAAACUGAAGUAGAUUCGGAAUCAACCAAUGCUCCGACACCUGACUGGAAACAAGAAGCUUUAGACAAACAUAAUGAAUAUCGAGCUCUUCAUGGUGUCGAACCGCUUGAACUCGACGAGGAACUUUGUGCUAGAGCUCAGGAAUAUGCUGAAUCUUCGGUGAAAGGUAAUGCAUUAGUACACAGUAGCGAUGAUGUCGGUGAAAACAUGUUUUCGAAAGGUAGUUCGGAAUCGUUGAUGACUGCACCUCUUGGUAAAAUGGCUACUGAAGAUUGGUAUAAUGAAAUCAAAGAUCAUGAUUAUGAUAAUCCUAAUUUAGAUGUAACAGGUCAUUUCACUCAGGUCAUUUGGAAGAGUUCAACCCGUUUAGGUAUUGGAGUAGCUUUCGACAAUAAUGGUAGAAAAGCAGUUGUUGUUGCUCAGUACACACCAAACGGUAAUCUUCCAUCAGCGGUGGCGGAAAAUGUUCCACGUCCACAAUAA
Rotaria sp. Silwood1 is the source of this 513-nucleotide messenger RNA. The record is from the annotation of a GenBank genome assembly. NCBI's taxonomy places the organism in Eukaryota, Metazoa, Rotifera, Eurotatoria, Philodinida, Philodinidae.